This is a messenger RNA of Diabrotica virgifera virgifera (western corn rootworm), 3522 nucleotides long. Its product is annotated as chymotrypsin-like. The transcript has 4 exons. Bases 90 to 941 code for a protein of 283 amino acids. NCBI's taxonomy places the organism in Eukaryota, Metazoa, Arthropoda, Insecta, Coleoptera, Chrysomelidae. Gene Ontology annotation, molecular function: serine-type endopeptidase activity. Gene Ontology annotation, biological process: proteolysis. The record is from RefSeq and is a predicted model, not a curated record.
AAUGUCAGAUAUUACUUAAUGCAAAUAAGUUCAUAUAUAAGGCAGAGCAGAUUUUUUAAAGUUAAAGUAGAAGUUUUUCUUACUUCAAGAUGAAGACUUUUGCAAUUAUAGUAACUUUGUUGGCGACUGCAACUUGCAAUCUAAUUUUUUCUGCGAAAGAUGAACUACCACCUUUUAGACAUCCCACUGUAGAUCCUAUAGGCUCACCAGAUGAUUUACCGGACGAUCCUAACUUGCAAAUUAUCCACGGAGAUGAAGUAAAGCCCCAUUCUAUUCCAUACCAAAUAUACCUGAUUGGUAGAAGUUCAUUUCAGGCGUGGUCUUGUGGAGGCUCUAUCAUUUCACCAAAAACUGUUAUUACUGCAGCCCACUGCGUGGAUGGUGCAACUUCGAUAGAAAUCACUCUUGGUGCUCAUAACCUUAAACAGGCGAGUCCUGGUCAAAUAACAGUAAAUGCAGCUAGCUGGAAAAGACACGAAAAAUAUAAUCCUAAUACCAUUGAUAACGAUAUCGCUGUUGUGAUUUUGCCAAAUGAAAUUCCAGUGUCUCCAACUAUUAACUAUUCCAAACUACCAUCUAAGACGGAUGUCCAUAAGGAUUUUGUAGAUGAUAGUGCUCGAGUAAGCGGUUGGGGUGUAACCACCAGUGGUGGCGGAACUGUCUCUGACGUUCUUCGUCAAGUUAACAGUACCAUAAUAAGUAACUUGGCGUGUAACAAUGUCUACGGAAUUGUUAAAAAUGAAGAAAUUUGCCUUUCUGGAGAUGAAGGGAAAACAGCUUGCAACGGAGACUCUGGUGGUCCAUUGGUUAUUGGAGACAUUCAAGUGGGAAUAGUGUCAUAUGGAGUCCGAGGGUGUCUCUCCGGAUAUCCUUCUGUGUAUUGCAGAACAACCAAGUUUCUUGAUUGGAUUGAAGACAAUUCAGACUGGAGAGGCGACUAGACACUCUCCUUAUUGCGUCGUCUCCUUUCGAAGGUUGGCGAUCCAAAUGGCAAAUGUAGCUUUUUAAACUGCUGUACAAAAAUUUCUGCUAAUUAUUAAAAUAAAAUUAUAUCAUUAAAUAUACAGGGUGUAACAAAAAUAUAGGUCAUAAAUAAAAUCACUUAUUCUGGGACCAAAAAUAGUUCGAUUGAACCUAACUUACCUUAGUACAAAUAUGCACACAAAAAAAGUUACAGCCCUUUGAAAUUACAAAAUGAAAAUCGAUUUUUUCCGAUAUAUCGAAAACUAUUAGAGAUUUUUUAAUAAAAAUGGACAUGUGGCAUUAUUAUGGCAUGAGCAACCUAAAAAGAAAUUAUUUUGAAAUUUGUGCAGCCCAUAAAAAUUUUUUGGGGGAUUUGUUCCCUUAAACUCCCCCAAACUUUUAUGUGCGUCCCAAUUAAAUUAUUUUUGUAGUACCAUUAGUUAAACACAAUGUUUUUUAAACUUUUUUGCCUCUUAGUACUUUUUCGAUUCUUCUUCUUUGAGUGCCUCUCCUAUCGGAGAUUGGAUAUCAUUAGGGCGAUUCUAAUUUUAUUUGCAGCUGUUUUGAACAAUUCGUUAGUGGUACAGCCAAAUCACUCUCUCAAAUUUCUCAUCCAGGACAUUUUUCUACGGCCUGGAUUUCUUCGUCCUUGGAUUUUUCCUUGCAUUAUAUUUUGUAGGAAUGUGUACUUUUGUCCCCUCAUCAGGUGCCCUAAGUAUUCAAGUUUUCUCUUUUUUAUAUUCAGUAGAACUUCUGGCUUGCUAUUUAUUCUACGUAUUACUUCUUCAUUUGUAAUUUUAUCCACCCAACUUAUUCUUAGUAUACGGCGGUAGCACCACAUCUCAAAGCUUUCAAGAUUUUUAAUAUUCCUCUGUUUAAGAGUCCAUGACUCAACACCGUAGAACAAAGUACUGAAUACAUAGCAUUUUAACAUUCUAGUUCGUAGAUGAAUACUAAUAUCACGAUUACAAAAUAAUUUUUUCAUUUUUAUAAAAGUAGACCUGGCAAUUUCAAUACGUCUUUUUAUCUCGUGAUUUUGGUCACCUGUUUCAUUGAUAAGGGUUCCCAAGUAUUUGUAUUCGUUUACUUUUUCAAGUUGGGUACCGUUUAUUGUGAUACUAGUGUCAUGUAUUGGAUUCUUACUGAAGGUCAUAUAUUUGGUUUUUUUGACGUUCAUCCUUAUGCCGUAGUUAUUACAUAUCUCAUUCAUACUUUCAACUAGAUGUUGUAGAUCUUCCGCUGUUCUUGCCAUUAUCACAGUAUCGUCAGCAUAUCGAAUGUUAUUGAUAACUUCUCCAUUGACUAUUAUCCCUUCGUUUGCAUAUGAGAGAGCUUCUUGGCAUAUUUGUUCGCUGUAGAUAUUAAACAAGAGCGGUGACAAUAUACAACCCUGUCGUACCCCUCUACGUAUUUCUAUUUCGUCCGAUGUUUGGUCUUCUAUUUUUAUAUUAGCUCGCUGAUUCCAGUACAGAUUUAAUAUUAUUUGUAUGUCUCUGGUGUCAAUGUUCUUACUCUCCAGGAUUUCUUUGAGUUUACUGUGGCGUACUUUGUCAAAGGCCUUUUCAAAGUCUAUAAAGCAGACGUGUACCUCUUGGUAAACAUCUAGGCAUCUCUGUGUUAGAACGUUCAAGGCAAAGAGAGCAUCCCUUGUACCUAAUCCUUUUCUGAAUCCCAUCUGUGUAUCGUUAAUAUCGAUGUCUAGUUUUUGAUAGAUUCGGUUGUGGAUGACUCUAAAAAUAUUUUAAGCAGGUGACUCGAUAAACCAGUUUUAAUCGAGAUGCGGCUUCUUUUUUAAUAUGUUUACAUAAAAAUUUUAUGGGGGUUUUGUUAAACCCUCCAAAUGUUUGUGUACUUACGUUCCAAUUAAACUAUUAUUGCUGUACCGUUAGUUAAACACAGUGUUUUUAAAACUUUUUUUGCCUCUUAGUAUUUUUUAGAUAAGGCACCUUUUAUCGAGAUGUGGCUUCUUUUUUAAUAUGGUUCAAAGUACAUAUACCUUAAACUGUAAUUUAUAAAUAAAUUUUCAUAUUAUUACCAAGUCUCUAAAAUCGUACUUAACAGUACACAAAUAUGUGGUGGAUUUGACAAAAUAUUCAAAAUAUCUCAAAAAAACUAACUUUUCGAAAAAGUAAUAAGAGACAAAAAAGUUUUAAAAACAUUGUGUUUAACUAAUUGUGCCACAAUGAUAAUUUAAUUGGAACGUACACAAAAGUUUGUGGGGGUUUAAGGGAACAAAACCCCCAUAAAAUUUUUAUGGGGUACACAAAUUUCACUAUAAUUUUUUUUUCAGUUUUUCCUACCAUAAGUAUGUCACAUGUCCGUUUUCAAUAAGAAACAUCAAACAGUGUUCGAUCUAUUGAAAAAAAUCGAUUUUUAUUUUGUAAAUUCAAAGGGCUGUAAGUUUUUUUAGGUGCACAUUUUUGUACUAAGGUAAGUUAGGUUAAAUCGAACUAUUUUUGGUCCCAGAAUAUGUGAUUUAAUUUAUGACCUGUAUUUUUUGUUACACCCUGUAUAUGUGGUUAGGUAUAUUUGUAAAUUAAAAAAGACGCCAUUAUAAAA